Molecule: messenger RNA, 966 nt
Organism: Sphenostylis stenocarpa
Lineage: Eukaryota; Viridiplantae; Streptophyta; Magnoliopsida; Fabales; Fabaceae
Source: the annotation of a GenBank genome assembly
AUGGCUCCAGCUAGCAAGGCUGAUAAAAAGGCUGCAGUGGAUGCAGCUGCAUGGAUGUUCAAUGUUGUAACAUCUGUUGGAAUUAUCAUUGUAAACAAAGCUUUGAUGGGCACUUAUGGCUUCAGUUUCGCUACAACAUUAACAGGCAUGCACUUCGCGACCACAACUUUAAUGACAAUCAUACUAAAGAUGCUGGGAUAUGUCCAGCAUUCUCAUUUACCCUUGCCGGAUCUUCUAAAAUUUGUUGUCUUUGCUAACUUCUCUAUUGUUGGAAUGAAUGUUAGUCUAAUGUGGAACUCAGUUGGAUUCUAUCAAAUUGCAAAGUUGAGUAUGAUUCCUGUAUCAUGCCUGUUGGAAGUUGUUCUCGACAAGAUUCGGUAUUCAAGAGAUACAAAACUGAGCAUAGGUGUUGUUCUUUUGGGUGUUGGUGUUUGCACUGUUACUGAUGUGAGUGUUAACACAAGAGGAUUCGUUGCUGCCUUUAUUGCAGUAUGGAGCACUUCUAUGCAACAAUAUUAUGUUCAUUACCUUCAACGGAAGUAUUCUCUAAGUUCUUUCAACCUGUUGGGACAUACAGCACCUGCACAGGCUGCUUCACUACUGUUAUUGGGACCUUUUCUUGAUUAUUGGUUGACAAACACAAGAGUUGACAGAUAUGACUACAACACUGCCUCGAUGAUAUUCAUAUUCCUGUCAUGCACCAUUGCAGUUGGUACCAACCUAAGCCAAUUUAUCUGCAUUGGAAGAUUCACUGCUGUUUCUUUUCAAGUAUUGGGACAUAUGAAGACAAUACUUGUUUUAAUCAUGGGGUUCUUUUUCUUUGGUAAAGAGGGCCUGAAUCUCCACGUGGUUUUUGGAAUGGUUAUAGCUGUUGUUGGAAUGAUGUGGUAUGGCAAUGCCUCAUCCAAGCCUGGUGGAAAGGAGCGCCGGAGCCAUUCUCUUCCUACCAACAAAACAGAAACAUGA